Molecule: messenger RNA, 930 nt
Organism: Wyeomyia smithii (pitcher-plant mosquito)
Lineage: Eukaryota; Metazoa; Arthropoda; Insecta; Diptera; Culicidae
Exons: 2
Coding region: 1-930 (309 amino acids)
Source: RefSeq, a predicted model, not a curated record
AUGGAAACCGGAAAGCAGCAGAUCGAGGAAGACGAACAGCGACAGCGGAGCGAGCUCACUUCGGCGAUUACCCGCUUCAUGCGGCGGGUGCCGAAGAGAGCUCACAUUGAAGAGCAGCACGAACCCGGCAGAUUCGUUCGACCGCUAUCUCCAAUUCACGACAAUGGCGCAGCUGGUAGUGAUGCCGAACUUCCAGAAACUUCGCACAAGGUUAUUAAUCGGAAAGUUACGGAGAAACUUACAAAUGAGUUAUCCAGAGUGAAAGCAGAACUUGAAAUGAUGCGAUUGGAGAAAGAGAAGCUAUGUCAGAUUUUGGCUAAUAGAGGUCAUGAAGAAAACGAGUUCUAUACAGCUAGAUCGAGUACGAUGCGUGAGGAACAAGCUACCACAAACGAGACAUUCCUCACAACGAUGAGUUAUAUGUCCCGGAGUACUCUAAAUAUACCCGAAUGUGCUCCAAUAGCUGGCGAGACGGAACUAAACAAGCGAUCAAACGACCAUUGGAAAAACGUGUUGAAUGCAUCCAUGAACCUUAUUCAAGCUACCGAUGAGUCAACUAAGAUGAAUUUGUUUCGUAUCAAAGCUGGUCCUCUACUACUUGAACUACUUGAUGGUACCAACAAACAAGACGGAAUGCCAGAUGAGAAACAAGAUCCAUUCUUGAACGCAAUUGCCCGGUUGGAUGCGCAUUUUGCUUCAAGAGCAUACGGACUGUCUCAGCGAAGUAAGUUGGCCAAUAUGGUACAAAGCAAUGGAGAAUCGAACAUCCAAUAUGUACAACGGGUUGCGGCGGCAUCAAAAUUAUGCAAUUAUAAACAGGAUGAAGAAUUCGAAGCAAUUUCUAGAACAGUGACCAGAGGGUCGACAGAUAGUCGUAUUAGAACUUUUGCCUACCGAGUAUUAAUCAAUGGAGGCUCCCUAACGAUUUGA